CAAAUACAUUACUUUUUCAAAACAGAAAGUAAAAGUGAUUUUGUUUCGCAGAAAAACCCAUUACUAAUUUAUGAAUGAAAUAAAACCACGUAUAUACCAUUUUAAAAACAAGUGCAGAAGUAAAGUUCAGGUUCUCGUAUAUCACUCAGCUAAGUCUGACAUGGACAUUCUGCACCACUAGCCUCUACACUCUGCACUUGCUUCGGCCCAGAGGUAUCUUUACUACUUUCACGCGACUCGAUACUUGCAGCACUAACUAUGAUUAGCCAAUCAGAAUAAGCCAUGGCUACUAAAAGGCCACCACCAGUAGGCAGUGAACACUACGAUGAGGAAAGCCACAUCCAGUGGAUGCUGGAGGCAUGUUUCGAGUAUAUUGUGAAAUCAUUAGACUGGAGAGACUUAUUAGCCUAUCCAUACUUUAAAACAGAUGACAUACGGAAAUUUAAAGACGUAUAUAAGAAUGGUGGAUCUACAGAUGCUACCAGAAAGAUGCUGUUGCACAUUCAGCAACUCAAGCAGCCUGAUAGAUUUUCUCGCCUCGUAGCUGAGGUGGAGGAUUCUGAAAACUCAAAAGUGCUUACAAUCCUUAAGGCAGAACAAUUUCCAAUUAUGUUUGAGAGCAACUCAAAGGAAGUAUUGAAGAAGAACCUUCAAUUCAUCGGUGCCUACGUGGAGCUUAUCGAGAUCUUACCAGUUCUUGUCGCUUGUAAACUUAUAAGUGACAGAGAAGCCAAAGAUAUUAGAACAACAUGCAACUCAACGAGUUCAUUUAAAGCCGCUCUGGAUUUGAUGUUACUUGUGACAAAUAAAGAAGAGUAUUGGCUCCCAAAGUUUCUGCUGUUUUUGAUCGUGCAUUCAGGAGAAUACUCUUAUAUUGCGAACAAGAUCGACCCACAUCUCACUGAAGCACUUGAAAAAGAAGACAUUUUUCUCCCUGGUUGGUCAGUGGAGGGAUUUAUUGCACAAUACCGAGGGGACUUGUCAUCUUUACGUACAAUUAAUCCCUUUCACUCAACAAGCUCUGGGGAAGGACCCCAAAUAAAAAAACUUCGUUCAUACUACGACGAUGCGAACCAUAUACACGCUAAUGUACUUCUUGUGAUGAAAAACACAUCUACGGACGAACAGUGGAAAUUAUGUAAAAAGGCGUGUAAGGAUCAAUACGAGUGCACUGAAGACGGUUUUGAAACGAAUUCAGAGUGUUUUGUAGUUUACUUACCAGUUGACGAUGAAAACUGGGAAGGUGAGGAAAUCGAAUUCAAAUUAAGGAAGUAUCAGCAAGAGUUAGCUGCUCCUGCUAUUGAGGGAAAGAACGUUGUCAUCGUGGCACCGACUGGCUCAGGGAAAACUAGAGUUGCGUACAAAAUAAUACAGGAACACAUUCAGCGACUUCAAGGUCACGGGGUACCAAAGGUGGUGUUUUUGGUUAACCAGGUGGCUCUAGCAAACCAACAGGGAAAAGAGUGCAAGAAACUACUGCCCAUGUACAAGUGUCACACAAUAACGGGAGAUGCACAGAGAAAUAAAAGAGAAUACUUGAACGAUUUUAUGGACAAGCGUGACAUUCUUGUUGUGACUGCGCAGGUGCUAUUUGAUGCGCUUGUCAGGAAAGAGAUCGAGAGUAUUUCCCGAUUCUCGCUGAUAAUAUUCGACGAAUGUCAUCUCACGCAGGCUAACCAUCCUUACAACCAGAUCAUGGGACUCUACUUGGAACUGAAGUUCUCAAAACAACAAGUGGAUUUACCGCAGAUCGUGGGUUUGACGGCAUCAGCGGGUGUCGGAAAAGCGCGUGACGUGGGGAAAGCCGUCGACCAUAUUAAGCGCCUAAUGGCUAACAUUGACGCUCAUCUCAUUAGCACUGUGAUAAGCAACAUCGGGGAGCUAAGGGAAUACGUUAGUAUGCCUGACGAAGAGACGACGACUGUGGCAAGAAGAGCAAAUGACGUAUUUGGAAAAGCCGUGAUCAAACUGAUGACGAUCCUUGAGAGGAGAAUGGCGAAUUCUACUGUCGUGACAGGAAUGGCGGAGUUUGUUAAGAAAGAAAAAGAGUUAAAAGCACCUGCUGAGAAAGGAAACGCAGCCUAUACACAGUGGGUAAGCAAACUCAGGAAUGAGACUGCGAAACUGAAAGAUGACAAGGCCAGGAAGUUCCUGCAGCCAUGCCGGAGUCAUCUAAAGUACUACAACAAUGCCCUCAUCAUAUACAAUGAUGCCCGCGUCGAAGACGCACUGAGAUAUCUCGAGCAGAAAAUGGCCCGCUGGAAAAAAAAGGCUCUAAACAUGGAUCUGAACGAAAAGCUCAUCUACGAGGCGUACAAAAAAUUGAAGAAAGUUCCACUGGAUACAUCCAGUGAAAAUCCUAAACUUGAGAUGUUUCGAGAGAUGAUUAUGUCUUCAUACAGCCGAAGUGAUAUAGAAAAUUCUCGUGGAAUUGUUUUCGUGAAGACACGGGAGUUGGCGCAUGCAAUCAUAAGUUGGAUGAAAGACACACCGGGACUCCGGGAGUUGAAUCCGACCCAUUUCGUGGGACAGGACACCAUUAUAAGCUCUUUUAAAGGCUUUAUGACAAAGGCUAAACAAGAUGAUGCGCUGAAAUAUUUCCGUGAAGGCAAGCAUAAACUGAUAGUCGCAACGUCCGUCGACGAGGAUCGGUUAAACAUCACUAAAUGUAACCUGGUCAUCCGUUACGACCAUGUGACCAACGAAAUCUCUAAAAUUCAGUCGAGAGGUCGAGAUAGGGCAGCAGACAGCAAAUAUGUGGUGAUAGCGGAGAAAAAAAACAAGAAUGGCAGAGAAGGAGGAAUUGAACAUGAUCAGAGAGGUCAUGAUGCGGCAUGCCAUCAUUCAACUGCAGGCAUACAUAGGAAGCAAUCCGGACAAAUUUCAAGAGGAAUUAUUAAAGCUUCAAGAGGAGGCCACUCUGGAAAAGAAACUGAGCCGUCUCGGAAGAAAGCGUCUUACGAUGAGAGCUGGACAGUUCGAUCUGUAAUGCUUUCGAUGCGGAGCGUUUAUCUGCAUGUCCGACAGCGUGAAGAAAAUCCAAGAUGCCCACCAUGUUGUUGUCGACGAAUCCUUGAUAGAACGAGUGAUCUGCAGCGAUAAGGACACGCGGGGUUUCAAAGACGAUGAUGUGCAGUUAUGCGGGAAAAUCUCCUGCAAAGAAUGCGAUGGAAAUCUCGGUGUGAUUUGUAUUUACAAAAGCUUGGAAUUUCCGGUUCUGAAAAUUGAGAAUUUUUUGCUCGUUGAUGUGAACGGCCGCCAGACGACAUGCAAACAGUGAAAGAAAGUACCUUUCGUUGUUGAAGCACUUGGAACGGAGGAUUUCAAAGAGAUAAUUAAAAACAGGGGUGAAAAUGGACAGAUGUGAAAUAAGGAAGAUUAUGGGUGGUAUUGGCUUCUUUGGGCAUGUUUUACCAACCUUCGGACGCAAUUAUCAUCCCUACACAGAAAUUUAAAAUCGCAGUUCGCAAUUUUAUUUACUUAUAACUUUAAAAAAUAAUCAAUGCAUGCGUUGUAUUUAUUAAUAUAUCAUUGAAAAACUGUAAGUUACAGGAAUGUGUGUCUAAUUAAGAAAUUCUAGGAAUUAAAAAAAUUCUAGGAAUUUAAAACACGAUCCUUAAUUGUGAAAGUAUCCAAGUGAACCAUGGCGCAAAACUGUUUGUUGAUUUUAUUUUGAUUAAUGCUUUGGGCUCCAACAUGGGCACGUUAGUUAAACCCUCCUAAAUUUCUACAUUAGGUACAUAAGUUUUGCUUGCAAUUCUCAGUAAAUUGAUCAACAUUUUAUUUAUGAAUUUGAAUUGUUGUUGGUAUUGUUUUUAUAAGAGUUUAUGUGUUGGUUACCAAAGCUCAUAUGUGUCUUUAAGUUAGGCAAAUGUCGGUGUCAUGUUAGAACUUACUCCCCAUUGUAAGUUUAUACCAGCCCCUGCUGACCUCUCCAAAUCAACACAGUAAAAUUGAAAAUUGAUUGAAAUACGAAUGAUUUUUUUCACAUAUUUAAAUUGCUCGUGGUGUUGACAAUAUUUUGUGAAAAAAAUGUAUUCUAGCCUUUGUUUGAAGAUUAUCUACUAAUUCUUUUCAUUUGAAUGUAUUUUUCAUUGUCAAUAACAAUAUAUGUAUUAAAAUAGUUGGUGAUACUUUGGUUGCCGCAAAAAUUCCGGUUUUUACUGCCACAGUGCUAAUGAUACCGCCAGAAUUCAAAUCAGAUAUUUUAUUAGAUUUUUUUUGCCCUGUCCAUUUGUGAGCGCCUGCCGGUAUGCUGACAUCAAAAAACGUCAAGAUUUUGGGUUAAACGGGGAAGGUUGUGAAAUAUGGAAAUAUUAAAAGCAAUAUCAGACUUGUCAAUUUUUAUCUUAUGCUAUACUCAUUAAUGACAUUGAUUACCGCAUAAGAGGAUGAAGUCAUAAUUAACAAAUAUAUUAAGUUUAAGUUUUUUUUGCAUAUUUUUGUUAAAUUAAAUUUAAUUAAUUGGACUUAAAUAAAGAAAACAAUGCCUUAUCUCAUUUGGGCAUUAUUGUCAUAAAAUGUUGUACCGGUAAUUACAUAUUUUGUGAUAGACUGUAUCAACAUAAAAAACAACAUAAUUAUGUAAACGAAGUCACUUAUUAUCUAUAUAAAAGUAUGCCCAUUUGACGUUUUAUUUGGUAUUUAUUUUGAUUAAGUUUCGCUUUAUUAUUUUUUAUUGAUUCAUUAAAAUAAAUGUGUUACAUGCUUACAGCAAAAUAUCACCAUUUGAAGCUUU
Messenger RNA from Dreissena polymorpha, 4738 nucleotides. RefSeq names its product ATP-dependent RNA helicase DHX58-like. The transcript has 19 exons. Lineage: Eukaryota; Metazoa; Mollusca; Bivalvia; Myida; Dreissenidae. Gene Ontology annotation, molecular function: ATP binding; nucleic acid binding. The coding region runs from base 283 to 3102 and encodes 939 amino acids. The record is from RefSeq and is a predicted model, not a curated record. Gene Ontology annotation, cellular component: cytoplasm.